AUGUCUGUCACCAUUGAGACCACCGAGGUUCCCAUUGCCCCCAUGUCUUCGGAGCCUAUCUUGCUCGGCCAGAAGUCCAGAAUGCCCGAGUACAGUCUCGCCGGCAAGGUGGUUCUGGUCUCAGGUGGUGCCCGUGGGCUUGGAUUAACCCAGGCAGAAGCUCUUCUGGAAGCCGGUGCAAAGGUGUACGCCCUUGACCGUCUUGAAGACCCUGCCCCCGAAUUCUCCCAGAUUCAGCACCGCGCAAAGGAGCUCGGAACCGAGCUGCACUACCGUCGCAUCGAUGUACGUGACACAGAGCUUCUCAACAGUGUGAUUGAGGCGAUCGCCAACGAGGAAGGCCGUAUGGACGGUCUCAUCGCUGCCGCUGGGAUCCAGCAGGAGACCCCAGCCCUCGAGUACACAGCCACAGACAGCAACAGAAUGUUCGAAGUCAAUGUCACCGGCGUAUUCAUGACCUCGCAGGCAGUGGCCAAGCAAAUGAUUCGCUUUGGGAACGGGGGAAGUAUCGCCAUGAUCGCCUCUAUGAGUGGCACUAUUGUCAAUCGGGGUCUUAUUUGUCCUGCGUACAACGCUAGCAAGGCAGCCGUCAUCCAGCUGGCUCGAAACCUCGCUGCUGAAUGGGGUCAGUACAAUAUUCGCGUCAACACUAUUUCCCCCGGAUACAUUGUCACCUCGAUGGUCGAGAACUUGUUCAUUGAGUUCCCUGAGCGCCGCGACCAAUGGCCCAAGGAGAAUAUGCUUGGCCGUUUGUCUCGUCCCGAGGAGUACCGUGGUGCUGCCAUCUUCCUGCUUAGUGACGCGAGCACUUUCAUGACUGGCAGUGACCUCCGCAUGGAUGGUGGCCACGCGGCUUGGUAG
Penicillium nucicola is the source of this 861-nucleotide messenger RNA. RefSeq names its product putative short chain dehydrogenase. The transcript is spliced from 3 exons. Lineage: Eukaryota; Fungi; Ascomycota; Eurotiomycetes; Eurotiales; Aspergillaceae. Gene Ontology annotation, cellular component: intracellular anatomical structure. Gene Ontology annotation, molecular function: oxidoreductase activity, acting on NAD(P)H, oxygen as acceptor. The coding region runs from base 1 to 861 and encodes 286 amino acids. The record is from RefSeq and is a predicted model, not a curated record.